AUGUUACCAUCAACCAUCACCCUCGUUGCCUCUUUCCUUCCCCUCCUCGCCUUGACCUCUGCUUCCUCCCACUCACCCCAUCCUCCUCACCUUCGACACCGUCGGAUCAGCAAUGUCGUUCAGAACAUCCAACGAGGUGAGAACACCCCUAGAGCCAUCCUCUCCCCCAAGGACAACGCCGGCCACGCUCAAGCGAAGAAGGUGAUCAAGAAGACCGUCAAGAAACGAGGUGGUCAACAAUGUCGACCCCGUCAAGCUGCUACCACUUCCUUCUCUGCUGCUGCUUCCGUCGCAACUUCUUCCUCCGCUGUCUCUUCAGUCGCUUCCGCUGCUGAGAGCAGUGUGGAUAACAACCAAGCUUGGAGUCAACCUCAAUCAUCGGCCUGGUCAGAAGCUCCUGCCUCUACCUCUGCUUGGGCCCCUGCUUCUACUCCUGAUUCCAACUCUGGCUCAGGUAUCAUAGGAAGUAUCUUGAGCGUGGUGGAUGGCACUUGUGGUCCUUCAAACGCCGAUUCCAGCUCUCCCAACGGUGCCGAGGGAUGGCUCAACUGUGGUGUCGAUGGUUCUGGUUGGACCCCUCCUAUGGUCACUGCUGAUCAAUUGAUUGCUGCUGAGCUCUCCGCGGACGGAGUCUUUGCUCCUUGUGGACCUUACAUCGACAAAUUCAACCAAUACGCCGCUCAAUACGGAGUCAAAGGUAUCAUGCUCGCUUCAUUCGCUAUGCAAGAAUCCACUUGCAACCCUUCUGCUACCGGCGGUAACGGAGAAGCUGGUUUGAUGCAACUGGCUCAAGUCAACUGUGGUGGUGCUCCUGGUGGAAACUGUUACGACAUCGACUUCAACAUCGGUCGAGCUGCCGAGCUCUUCUCUAACCUGAUCCAAGCUCAUGGAGGCAACGUGCUUACUGCUAUCGGAUCAUACAACGGCUGGCAGCCUGGUCUCACCGUCGGCUCCGCUACCGCCGCUGCCGGUCAAGGUCGAUGUGCAGCCCAAAACAACCUCGACUACAUUCACCAAUUUUGUAACGGUUGGAUGCAGGGUAAAAGCGGCUACGACCUGGGUAGUUACUGUGAGUGA
Kwoniella botswanensis is the source of this 1077-nucleotide messenger RNA. RefSeq lists its product as uncharacterized. Bases 1 to 1077 code for a protein of 358 amino acids. The transcript is spliced from 7 exons. NCBI's taxonomy places the organism in Eukaryota, Fungi, Basidiomycota, Tremellomycetes, Tremellales, Cryptococcaceae. The record is from RefSeq and is a predicted model, not a curated record.